Molecule: messenger RNA, 915 nt
Organism: Fusarium coffeatum
Lineage: Eukaryota; Fungi; Ascomycota; Sordariomycetes; Hypocreales; Nectriaceae
Exons: 2
Coding region: 1-915 (304 amino acids)
Molecular function (GO): oxidoreductase activity
Source: RefSeq, a predicted model, not a curated record
AUGUCUACCACUCAAAUUACUAAAGUCGCUAUCUUUGGUGCCUCUGGCAACUUCGGCACACCUAUCACUUCUGCUCUCAUACAAGCUGGUUUCGAUGUUACCAUCAUCACACGCACUGAAUCUAAAUCUACAUUUCCGGACAACAUCCCUGUUGUCAGAACAGAGUACAAUCUCGAGUCUCUUACCAAGGCUUUGACUGGACAAGAUGCAGCUAUAUGCGCCGUCGGACCGGCCGGUAUUCCUCUCCAAGGAACUAUGAUCGACGCCGCUGAAGCAGCUGGUGUAUCACGAUUCAUCGUAGCCGAUUUCGGCUGGGGUCCCGACUUUGAAAGCUUUCCUGAGUUUGACCCAGUGCGUGCUCAACGAGCUGUUGGUUUCGAGCAGGCAGAGAAACAUGCAGCUGCAAACCCAGGUUUCACUUGGACCAGCAUUGCAACUGGCAACCCCAUUGACUGGGCCCUCAAACGCUUUCCUACCAUGGGUUUUGAUAUCAAGAACCAGUCCGCCAUCAUCUACGAUGAAGGAAGGGAACAUUUCACAGGGACUACACUACAAGGCAUUGGACAGUCUGUAGUUGGCAUUUUUCAGAACCCAGUCGAGACGGCGAACCGUACUGUCAAGGUCAUGUCAAUCAAGACUUGCCAGAACGACUUAUUGGAGGCCUUUCGGAAAGGAACAGGAAAGGAAUGGGGAAUUGAGAGACGAACUACUCAGGAGCUCAUUGAUGGAGCAAGGCAGAAGAAGGAGAAGAGCGAGGGCGGGUGGAUUCUGGAUUUGGCUGUUGCUCAAUUGUAUAAUGGGGCAAAGACGCCCUGUCUUGUUGCCCCGUCGUGGGAGGAGUCGGAUUCUGGGUCGCUUGGUGUGAAGGAGGAGAAUGCUGAGAGUCUUGUUGUCUCUGUUCUGGAUAGUCUCUGA